Saprolegnia diclina VS20 is the source of this 2152-nucleotide messenger RNA. Its product is annotated as propionyl-CoA synthetase. The transcript is spliced from 8 exons. Lineage: Eukaryota; Oomycota; Saprolegniomycetes; Saprolegniales; Saprolegniaceae. The record is from RefSeq and is a predicted model, not a curated record. The coding region runs from base 63 to 2078 and encodes 671 amino acids.
GCCGACGAUCCUUGCCAAGGUGCCCAGAUUUCCAUUCGCCACUUUGAGCGCAGUCGUUUCGUAUGCUGCUUCGCCGGACCGCGCUCCACCGCCUGAGCCGCAGCAGCCGCGUCUUCAGCGCCGCUGCGCCGCCCAUGAAGCACUAUCUGACCGAGUACCGCAAGAGCAUCGACGACCCGGAGGCGUUCUGGGACGAAGCCGCCAAGGACAUCCACUGGUUCAAGCCGUACACCAAGGUCCUCGACAAGACCAACGCGCCGUUCUACAAGUGGUUUCCCGACGGCGAAAUGAACACGUGCUACAACGCGCUCGACGUCCACGUCGCCAACGGCAAGGGCGACGCACCGGCCAUCUUUUACGAGAGCCCCAUGACCGGCACGAAGCGCACGAUCACGUACGCCGAGCUCCUCGAGCACGUCGAAGUCCUCGCCGGUGCACUCGCCCGCCAAGGCGUCACAAAGGGUGACCGCGUCGUCAUCUACAUGCCCAUGAUCCCGGAGACCGCAAUGGCGAUGCUGGCCUGCGCCCGCCUCGGCGCGAUCCACUCGGUCGUGUUUGGGGGCUUCUCGGCCAAAGAACUCGCCGUGCGGCUCGAAGACGCCAAGCCCAAGGUGGUGCUCAGUGCGAGCUGCGGCCUUGAGCCCAAGGGCAUCAUCGAAUACGAGCCGAUGCUCAAGGGCGCGAUCGAGCUCUCGGCGCACAAGCCGGAACUGUGCGUUGUCUACCAGCGCCAGAAGCGCCACUACAACCUCGGCGAGAAGGACAUGUCGUGGGCCGACUUUAUCGAUGGCGCGACGCCGCAUGCGUGCGUGCCCGUCAAGUCGACCGACCCGCUCUACAUUCUAUACACGUCCGGCACGACGGGCAAGCCCAAGGGCGUCGUCCGCGACCACGGUGGUCACAACGUCGCGCUCAAGUGGGCGAUGCAAAACAUCAUGGGCAUGAACCCGGGCGAGACGUACUGGGCGGCCUCGGACUUUGGCUGGGUCGUCGGCCACUCGUUCAUCGUCUACGCGCCGCUCUUCCACGGCUGCGCAACCGUGAUCUACGAGGGCAAGCCCGUGGGCACCCCGGACGCCGGAGCAUUCUGGCGCGUCAUCUCGAGCUACAACGUCAAAGCGCUCUUCACGGCCCCGACCGCGCUCCGUGCGAUCCGCAAGGAAGACCCGGAUGCGACGUUUUUGCACCAGUACAAGAAACACAUGUCGCACCUCAAGACGCUCUUUGUGGCCGGCGAGCGCGGCGAUCCGGCGACGAUCCAGUUCUUCACCGACCAGCUCCAGCUGCCGAUCGUCGACAACUGGUGGCAAACUGAAAUUGGCUGGCCCGUCUGCUCGCAGAUGAUGGGCAUGGACCAGCGUGACGCCAACGGCAGUGAGCACCCAGGGAUCAAGUACGGGUCGGCGUCGCGGCCGGUCCCGGGCUUUGACGUUGUCCUGCAAGACAAAUUUUACGCGACCGAAGACAAGACGCACGAGCACGACCCGAACGACGUGGCUGAAGGCAGCAUCCUCCUGCGCCUGCCAUUACCGCCAGGCACGUUCACUACCUUGUACAACAACGACGUCGAGUACGUGAGCAAGUACAUGGACGAGCAUCCGGGCUACUACACGACGGGCGACGCCGGGCACAUUGACGACGACAACUACGUCUACAUCAUGUCGCGCACCGACGACAUCAUCAACGUGGCCGGCCACCGGCUCUGCACCGGCGCGAUCGAAGAAGUCAUUCAAACCGACGACAACAUUGCCGAAUGCGCGGUUGUCGGCGUCGCCGAUGCGCUCAAGGGGCACAUUCCAGUGGCAUUUGCAGUGCUAAAGUCCAACACGACAGCCUCGAAAGACGAGGUCGCGUCCGCGAUCGUCGCCCGCGUCCGGUCGCAGAUUGGGAGCUUUGUGUGCUUAAAGGACGUGCUCAUCGUGGACCAGCUGCCAAAGACCCGGUCCGGCAAGAUUGUCCGGCGCACGAUCCAAGCGAUCGCUGACUCGCGCCCGUACACGGUGCCCGCGACGAUCGAGAACGAGUCGGUGCUCGUCGACAUUGCAAAGUCGCUUCAGACCAUCGGGUACGCCAAGUAGUCGCGUUGCCCAGUGUCGUGUCGUCUGGUGUCGUACAACUAAGCUAUAUUACGUAACCCAUUCUUGUGUUCCCA